AUGGUUUCAUGGAUCAACUUUGGUACGGACGGCGUUCUAGGUGCCGCUCUCAGUCUGUCUGUUACCACGAUGGGAGCAGGUAUAUUAACGUUACCCUCUGCCUAUGCUGAUGCUGGGAUUGUUUUAGCUACACUUUUGAUGGUAUUUAUUGCCGUCAUGACGGUCUACUCAAUUGAUUUCAUUGUUCAUAGCAUCGAAAAGCUUGGUUUAAAUAGUUAUGAGGAAAUCACACGUAGACUCUUUGGACGUAAGGCAGAAGAAAUGGUUCGGAUUACCCUUGUAACGUAUCUUACAGGCUGUGCGGUCAGCUAUUUGGUUGUUAUUGGGGACCUCUUAGCUCCAUUGCAGCCCAUACUUUCCCAGUAUGUGAAGAUUCUGCUGACGCCGCGGCACACUCUUUUCCUUUACUGGGCGUUUUUUGUUCUGCCCUUAUCAUGCGUUUCAAAUCUGGGAUCUCUGCAUGGGAUUUCCUUCUUGGCUAUCACUUCUACCUUAAUGAUUUCAGGCAUGGUAGUUUACCGCUACUUUGUGCCGAACUCUCCACAGGUAGGCGACAGUUUCUCAAAAAAUGGCAAAACGGCUGCUUAUAUGAAUUCACAGAUGAACAGGGUGUCAUGGUGGUGGGGAAAAAAUUUCCUGCUAACUAUUCCAAUUACAAUGUUUUCCUUCGACUGUCAAUCGCUUGUUUUUCAAAUCUAUGCUGGAUUGAAUAACAUGAGCCGCAGAACCAUGUUUACCGUGGCGACCGUGAGCUUAAUUAUUUCAACAACAAUCCACGGUGUGGUAGGCCUUUUUGGAUACCUAACAAAUCCCACUGAUGUGCGCGAAAAUAUUAUUAAUAACUAUGAUCCUACUUCUGACCGACUCUUUGCGGUGGGUUACAUGAUUUACUUGAUUCCGAUUAACUUGGCAUUCAUAUUAUUGGUGAUUCCAAUUCGGGACUCCGUUUUUAUUCUCUGGUAUGGCUACAGCCAGGCUUCGGUUGCCACGCACGUCCCUCAACCUAAUAGGUUUGUCCGCAUUGUAGAUGAGGAGGAGCAAAUAGCACUGCUCAGCUCCGAGAAUAAUUUAGACACCGAAAGUGAUAUAUUGAUGCACAUGAUUCAGAUGAAGAAAAAGGCUUUGAACACGAUCGAGACAAUCUCAAUGCGAGAUCAUAUGAUAGUUAGCAUCUCACUCAGCAUGAUUUGCAUCACGGUGGCGCUCUUUAUCCCAAACAUUGUCUCGAUCAUAGCACCGCUAGGUGCGAUUUGUAGCUCGACGCUGUGCUUUACGCUGCCUGGGUUGUACCGCUGGAAACUCAACCAACUCAACAUUUCUAAAUAUGCAAACACACUGGAGCAAAUUCAGACAAUCGCUUUAAUAAUUUUAGGUAUCUUUUCGGGUGUUGUCGGUACUAUUGUAAGCAUUAUUGAUUUUUUUUAG
Messenger RNA from Phytomonas sp. Hart1, 1425 nucleotides. Lineage: Eukaryota; Euglenozoa; Kinetoplastea; Trypanosomatida; Trypanosomatidae. The record is from the annotation of a GenBank genome assembly.